UAUUCGGCAUCAUGUCUGGAAGAGGUAAAGGCGGAAAAGGACUCGGGAAAGGAGGCGCCAAGCGUCACCGCAAAGUGUUGCGUGAUAACAUCCAGGGAAUCACCAAACCCGCAAUCCGUCGUCUCGCUCGCCGUGGCGGUGUCAAGCGUAUCUCCGGUCUGAUCUACGAGGAGACUCGCGGUGUGUUGAAGGUGUUUCUGGAGAACGUUAUCCGUGAUGCCGUCACCUACACUGAACACGCCAAGAGAAAGACCGUCACUGCCAUGGACGUUGUGUACGCGCUGAAACGACAGGGACGAACUCUGUACGGAUUCGGAGGAUAAACGACUUUAUUCAGGAGAAAUCAGACCAACCCAACGGCUCUUUUAAGAGCCACCCACAAUCUCACACAAAGAGUUGAUGACUACAGCAAGUAGAACUUUUCUGAGUUAUAAUAAAGAAAAUAUUUCAUGUAAAAAUAAUUCAUGUUUUCUCUCUGAACAAUCUCACGGAAUCAAAACGAUCAUAGUUUAAUGAGAUUAAUUAUUUUACAUUCUGAAGUUUCUUUGGAGAUCAGUAUGAACUUUCUGUAACAGAAGUUUAUAAUGAAUAACAGCAUCGUCUUUCCAAGAAU
Molecule: messenger RNA, 613 nt
Organism: Xyrauchen texanus (razorback sucker)
Lineage: Eukaryota; Metazoa; Chordata; Actinopteri; Cypriniformes; Catostomidae
Product: histone H4
Exons: 1
Coding region: 12-323 (103 amino acids)
Biological process (GO): nucleosome assembly
Cellular component (GO): nucleosome
Molecular function (GO): DNA binding; protein heterodimerization activity; structural constituent of chromatin
Source: RefSeq, a predicted model, not a curated record